UUUCCCGGAUAAGGGUUGGGCUUGUCUGGGCGUUUGUGUUGAUGUCGACUGCCUAGCCUCGUGAGUUGUUGCUGGCCAUGGCUGAAGGUCGCGGCGUUCUAGAAGAGUAUGACGACUACCGCUAUGCGAAGUUGGACAGACAACCGACUACUUCAGAAGGAAGCAACCAGAGAGUGAGAUGCAGAGAGGACCAUGUUGCAAGACAACCCAAUGAAAUUUCAUGCCCUGCGGGAGCCAUAGUGGAAGUAGUAAGAAGAGAUAUUAUAUCUGGUUGGUGGCUGGUUUGCUACUGUGACCAAGUGGGGAAAAUACCUAGUAUGAAGCUUGCUUUGGAUGAUGUUUUAUGGAGAAAUCAGACUGCUACAUCAGCUGGGCCUGUGUCAAGUCAAAUAUCACCUCGAUUAGACAGUCAUAGAGGAUCACCACAUUUAUCUCGCUUGCGGUCCAGAAUUUUAACAUCGCGUGAUAUACAACCACAACAGAGUUCUUCGUUAUCAGUCUCUAGAAGUGAUGAAAAUUUGCAUCAAAGACAGCGAGGAAGUCAAGCAACACUUGGUACAGGCACUGAAGUAAGGCAAAAUUGUGGUAAUGUUACUGUGUAA
This is a messenger RNA of Corticium candelabrum, 602 nucleotides long. RefSeq lists its product as uncharacterized. Gene Ontology annotation, molecular function: protein binding. Bases 78 to 602 code for a protein of 174 amino acids. The transcript is spliced from 5 exons. NCBI's taxonomy places the organism in Eukaryota, Metazoa, Porifera, Homoscleromorpha, Homosclerophorida, Plakinidae. The record is from RefSeq and is a predicted model, not a curated record.